CACACGCGCUCAAACUUGUUUCCAAAAUUUCCCCUCAGGCCUCCUACAACGCUCGAGUCUGAGGGAUUUUAAGCUAUGGGCAUACAUAUUUACCACUCUCCCACUCUGGCGCUCAUAACCAUGUCCGCGUCAGGCAUCUCUCCCUUUCGUCCAUUCACAUGAAAGCCUGCCAGCUACUUUCUUUGAAAGAUCUCUACCGCGUCAAGCCUUUGCUGUGCACUGCGCACUCAAUUCAACGGCUUAAGCGGGACGGUUUUGAUUAGGCUUUGGGAACCUGCAGCAGCCUGGAUUAUUUGAGAUCGACUCAAUUUUAUGGCAUAGCGAGUUGUACAGAUAGACUGGUCGUUUUUCAGCCGUGCUGAUCGAUCCCGGCGAUAACCGCCUUCCGGGAGCACAUUCAGUUGAACUGCGGUUGGCCGGCAAAAACAUACUUAAGAGGUUUCAAUAACCACAGCGAAUUCAGCCCACCGCCCAUUCGAAGGUUUUUACAUGAGAUAUUCUCUCUGUUUCUCUAUCCUUGUCGGCGCCCUCUCGGCGUCGGCUCAAACUAUUCCAAACAAUGUCUUGACACCAGAAGUCGACGCUUUCAUCGAAGGAAUCCUGUCAACAGUAGGCUCACCCGGCGGUGUGAGUGUGGCCGUCGUUCGACUUGAUCCGAGCGGGGGUUGGAAUGUCGAAACCAAAGGAUACGGAAUAGCAAGGUUGAGUGACAAUGCUAGUGUCACGGCCGAUACGCUAUUUUCCAUUGGAUCCAACUCGAAACUUUUCACCGUCUCCGGAACCGGACUGUUGGUUUCUAACGAGAGUUUGACGCCAAAGCUAUCUUGGGAGACCAAACUUGCAUCUGUCAUCCCGGGGUGGAAGCUUGCGGAUCCUUUUGCUUCAGACAAGAGCUCGAUCAUUGAUCUGAUGGGUCAUCGUACUGGUCUUCCGAGGCACGAUUUCAUGUACAGAACAGAUGAUACGUUUGUCUCCCUGAUUCCACGAUUGAGGUUUUUGAAGCCAUCGACCGAGUUUAGAGAAACUUUUCAAUAUAACAAUAUCAUGUACGCGAUGCUUUCAUACCUACCGCAAGUGGUAUCAACGAAAACGCCGCUCGCCCGUUAUGUGAAGAAGAAUAUCUUCGAUCCCCUUGGCAUGAACUCUACCACGUAUUCGUUCGACGUCGCCAACGCUGGUGGAAAACUCUCCUAUGGAGUCAGUCGGGAGAACAUUAGCUUCGCUGGUGGUCUCCCAGGUACUGGAACCCCUCGUCAACUGCCAUUCUGGUAUGAAAAGGGAGGGGAAGACGGAAAUUUCAUGUCCGGCCCAGGUGGUGUCAUAAGCAGCGCCAAUGAUAUGGCGACUUGGCUGAAAACUUUGCUUUUGUGGGGUAAACAUCCGGAGACAAACCAGACAGUCAUUCCAUCCACAGUACUUCGAAGAGCGGCAUCGGGCAUAACUGUAGAAGAUGAUGGGAUAUCAGGGCUGCCAAUCGCCCAGUCUGUUCUAUCGCCUGCUGUGUAUGGAGGAGGACAAGGAAUUGGAACUUAUCGUGGUCAUGUCGUUAUAGAGCACCCUGGUGACGUUAUUGGAGCACAUAGCCAACUGUCCCGUCUUCCUUUCGACAACGUUGGAGUCGCGGUCCUCACGAACGACGACGAUACAGGGGCGAUUUUCAACGAGAUCAUCAAGUUCCGCCUCAUCGAUGGAGCUUUGGGCUUAGAACCCUACAAUUGGACUGACAUCAUGCUAGAGCAACUUGGGCAAACUAGUUCCGUGGCUACCCCUGGGAAUGCGUCAGAUCCUACCAUUCCAGGUGGUUUUGCCGCUCUCGAGGGUACUUACAAUAAUCCAGGCUACGGCAAUUGGUCAUUGUGUCUCUUCGAUCCUUCCCAUCAACCUUCGAACGCUUGCAAGGAACUUGUGGCGAACGCGAGCACCAUUCUCCCAGGAGGAAUCAAUUCCACCAUCCCCACCCUCUUGAGCCCCUCCAGCUCCAUCUGGUUCAACUACCUCAAGUUGGAGCAUGUUGAUGGAAAUGUAUUCAGCAUCACGGGCUUGUUCAGUUAUCCAACUUUGAACGACACGAAGCAACCAUUCUGGACGAGAGUAUCGAGUGCUCCUGGUCCCCAAGCUGAAUUCUUCUCUUUGAACGGUACGAUCGGAUUUGGAUUAUCUGGUGGGAUAUGGGGUGCUGGUCUUGGAGUACCAGAUCCUCAGGGUGAUACCCCGCAAGACCGUUCCGAAGUAUGGAUGGAGAAGAUAGCUUAGAUCGUCUGUUUUGAUCUCAAUUUCAACCCGGAUACACCUGUAGCUAGGAUCCAACCAUGAUUUAUUGUCUGUUGAUUACCUGGAAGUUUUUCUUUUUCUUUCUC
Messenger RNA from Marasmius oreades (fairy-ring Marasmius), 2357 nucleotides. RefSeq lists its product as uncharacterized. Bases 490 to 2253 code for a protein of 587 amino acids. The transcript has 14 exons. The record is from RefSeq and is a predicted model, not a curated record. NCBI's taxonomy places the organism in Eukaryota, Fungi, Basidiomycota, Agaricomycetes, Agaricales, Marasmiaceae.